GGGUUGAGUAGAUGAGGUGAGGCGUGCUGUUCCUGGGCAGCGUUGGAGUAAUUUGGAGUUCUGUGAUGGUCUGCUGCUUCAAGACACCUCUGUCGACUGCCUGCAGUUUAGAAAAUGUUGCCCACCUGGAGCUGACCCACAGCAAACGGCAUUCAACCAGGACUGCUUGUGACAGCUGAAGCAGCGAGAGAGCGUCAGGGAGAGACAGCUGUAGCAAUGAAGAGAGAGACUAGAGGAAGAGGACAGCAGCCGGCAGCAACAGAUUUGUUGAAAAUCCGCUCUGCAUUUGAAUGGAAACCUGCUCGCCGCCACCACAAAAGAAGAGCCUCGGGUUAGACUCCACAACAAUUAAUUAGUGGUCCUGUUACUCACAGCAUCCUCCUUAAACCGUAUUAGUCCAUCUACAGCAGCAGCAUGAGAGGCUUGUUAACAAACUGGCCCCUGGGAUUUGCGCUCUGGAGUUGUGAAUGGCGGACUGGGUGGGAGGAGGGCUGGGGGGUGCAGUCAAACAGACUCAACCCUCCCCCUGUAGGAGCGCACACAGUGAAAGCGGAGUCCGAUGGGGCGGCAGCAGCGGUGUCGCUCACCUCACGCAUCUGGACGCGCAUAUGCAGCCCCGCUGCCUUCACGCCCGCCUUCAAACAUUUAAUGAGGAGUUUUGCCAAUAAAAGGGAGUCUUACCAAAACUAAAUGGACAGAAUGGAUGCUUCACAGCUGCUCUUUCUGCUGCUGCUCUCCGGAUGUCUGCCAGAAGUGUUAUUGGUGCAGAUGUGUGACGUGGUGAAUGAGAUCGAGCUGGAAAAGGAGCGCUGUGAGAAUAGCACCCUUGGGAACGUCACUUCAGGUUGCCAAGGCAUGUGGGAUAUCAUCGCCUGUUGGCCCUCGGCCAGUGUCGGAGAGGUGGUUACGAUAACCUGUCCCACUUAUUUCAGCUACUUCAGCGAUCAGCACAAAGGUAACCUCUCUAAAACCUGCACAGCAGACGGGUGGACCGAGAUGCAUCCAUUUGACAUCGCUGUGAACUGUGGAUAUAAUCUCAACGGCACUAACGAUGAUGGCAAGUUUUUCUGGCAAGUGAAGAUUGGCUACACCAUCGGCCACAGUGUUUCCCUCAUAUCGCUCACCACAGCCACUGUGAUCCUCUGCAUCUUCAGGAAGCUCCACUGCACAAGGAACUACAUCCACAUGCAUCUGUUCGUAUCGUUUAUCCUGAAGGCCAUCGCUGUGUUCAUCAAGGAUGUUGUCCUCUACGACGUCGGGGAGGUGGACAACUGCUCCUCAGGCUCUGUUGGCUGCAAAGUAGUGAUUGUGUUCUUCCAGUAUUGUAUUAUGGCCAGUUUUUUCUGGCUACUGGUGGAAGGCCUUUAUCUUCACGCAUUGUUGGCCGUCUCUUUCUUCUCCGAGAGGAAGUACUUCUGGGCUUACAUCCUGAUUGGCUGGGGAGGUCCGACAAUUUUCAUCACAGCUUGGAGCAUCGCUAAAGCCUAUUACGACGAUGUGGGGUGCUGGGAUAUAAUCGAGAACACUGAUAUGUUCUGGUGGAUCAUUAAAACCCCUAUUUUAGCAUCAAUCCUGAUGAACUUUAUUUUAUUCAUCUGCAUCAUACGAAUACUUCGCCAGAAGAUCAAUUGCCCGGAUAUUGGAAGAAAUGAGUCCAACCAGUACUCGAGAUUAGCAAAGUCGACGCUGCUUUUGAUUCCUCUGUUUGGGAUCAAUUUCAUCGUGUUUGCCUUCAUUCCAGAGCAAGUGAAGACUGAACUGCGGCUAGUUUUUGACUUGAUUCUGGGGUCUUUUCAGGGCUUUGUGGUUGCGGUCCUUUACUGCUUCCUCAAUGGAGAGGUCCAAGGAGAGAUCAAGAGGAAGUGGCGGAGGUGGCACCUGCAGAGAUACAUGAGCUCAGACACCAAAUACCAACAUCCAUCCAUUGGCAGCAGCAACAACUUCAGCACCCAGAUCACCAUGAUGACGCGGUGCAGCCCGAAAACACGCCGGGGAUCAUCUUCCUGCCACGACGACCUGUCUUGCAUAUGAUGGGCACCGCGAACUGUGAAACGAACAUACAUGCUGUACAAAACACUCUCAUGCAAAACGUUAAAAGACAUAAGAGUAUGUAAGCUCAAGAAUAAGAACUCCCUCAUUAACACAUGCACUUUUUUGAGGAUGUGCGAAUGGGAUGUGGACAAAGGAGAGCAAUGAGAGAGCAUCAGCUUAUAAGCAUUUGAAUGAGAACCGUUCACUUUUUUGUCUGUCAUGAUUCAUCGCACAAGUAUGGCUGAGAUGUGUGAAUCAUAUCAUUAUGGCUGAAUUGGUCAGUCAUACCCUGUGUGUGCUCAGACACUGGGCAAUACAAAAUGCCACAUAUUAAUGGGGUUAGGUGAGGGAUCCAGAUGUGAGCUGCACCAGCAGACCUGUAAUCUGAUGUAAUUAUGCACUGAUUAAAAAUCGCUCAGUGGUUUUCUGUAGCUCCAAAUGAACGAGGCUGGUGCAACGACGCAGCCAGAGGAGGGUAAGGAGCCGAUGUUGAAGAUGAAAUCUCAUUACUUAAACUGUUACUGUAUGUGCAGUCUGCUGUCACAGGCGGAGAAAAGUACCUGAAAUGCAUCAUGGGAAGUGUGUUUGAGUAGUGGUGCUGAAAGAUGUGUUUGAAGGCAACAGAAAAGAAUAUAAAAGAAGCAGUAAAAGUUUAAAGUGCAGCAUUUUGUUUUUCGUCUCUGUGCAGGAAGACAGAAAAAGAAAAUCUGGCUGUUAACCAGCAGCAAGCUUUAUUUGCAUAAAUGUCAAACGGAUUCAUACCGGCUGACCAGUGUGAUGCUGAUCCACAGUGAUGGGUUUGGAGAACAAAUGCCCUUCUCUGCACUAUCACUCUCACGAGAGACAAGUUGCCCUUUGCCUUCCCUUUUAUCAGUGCAGCCUUUCCUCUUGUUUUCUUUUUGUAGUCCAAGCUUGUGAUAGUGAUGUUUUUUACUGUUUAAGGCAGUUUUGCUCCAAUCACUGAUGAGAGGCUGGUUUUAGUGUUUUGAAUUAACACUUUCAAUCAAAUUUUUGCCGGCUGUCGACUUCUAAAGCGACUCUGGAAGGAAAUACCUUUAAGCAAUUCAAUCCUUGAAUGUUUACAUUUACUUACAAGGAGUCAUUUAACAUUGUACAGAGAAGUAUACAGUGUAAAGAAAAUGAAUUGCUUUGGAUUGUUGUAUCGUGAUUGUAUCGUGGUUACAUUAUUAGUAAUAUAUCACUGUGAUUGUUGUUUGUUCACAGUGUUGCAACAUGUGAGAUUUAAAGCCUCGCCAGGAACAUAA
Messenger RNA from Scatophagus argus, 3296 nucleotides. It is a transcript of the gene vipr1b, whose product is annotated as vasoactive intestinal peptide receptor 1b. Gene Ontology annotation, cellular component: plasma membrane. Gene Ontology annotation, biological process: adenylate cyclase-modulating G protein-coupled receptor signaling pathway; cell surface receptor signaling pathway. The record is from RefSeq and is a predicted model, not a curated record. NCBI's taxonomy places the organism in Eukaryota, Metazoa, Chordata, Actinopteri, Scatophagidae. Gene Ontology annotation, molecular function: G protein-coupled peptide receptor activity; vasoactive intestinal polypeptide receptor activity; peptide hormone binding. The transcript is spliced from 16 exons. Bases 691 to 2031 code for a protein of 446 amino acids.